ACUUCCUCGUUUGUAUCUAUUCCUUCCCACUGACAUAGGCCUUUCCUUUCUACUGGUGCACUCUGUACAUUCUCCACAACAUAUAUCACUGGCUUUCUCAGCAUCCUUCUCGCCGAAGACGCGUACUAUUUCGUCCGGGACGUGUAUGCGCAUGUCGAAUUGAUGCACCAUGUCGUCCGCCUCGGAAGAUGAACUGAAUGUCGACAUCUCCCAGUGGAAGCCUCGUACUGUAAACACUGCUCCUCGCCCAGUUGCUCCCCCGCCUAGGACCUUUGCCUCAAUCAACACUCCGACCACUGUACCUGAGACGACCACCGGAGCCGAGGACGAUGACUUGGAUAUCGAUGCCAUUAUCGACGGCAUAGCUGAAGAUGAUCCUGAACCUGAACUGGAAUCACCCGCUCCUACUCUCCCACCUACAACGACCAGAAGACCCACACGGGACAUCGAAAUCGUCAUCACGAAAGACCCCAACUUUGACCGUGAAGCUUACACCGACUGUACAUACGGUGCCAACAUUGUUCGCCGUGUAUUGAAAGAGAUUUCUCAGAAUGAAGAUGUAUACUACAAUGUUGAGUUUGUCGAUAGACAUACAGAGCAGGUCUCUUUCAACGAUCUAUUAGAGUACGAGAACGGCCAAGAAUCCCUGCAGGAAUACAACGAGAACGUCCAAGACAGGAGCGACUAUGCCGAAGAAGAAAGUGACGUCGAAGAGAUCCAGCGCCCCAGGCCCAGCAAAUCUGGUUACGUCGACACCGCUCAAGCCCUCGAAUACCUGGAAGCACAAGACAAUCCCUCACGCUCAAGAAAGCCAAAGGCAACCAAAAGAUACGACAGCAAAUCAGACGAGGACGGCCCGGCUCCUCGUCGUUCCAGGAGAGUCGUCCCGCCAGCUUCCGAGCCCAGGAGAGCCUCAAGACGUCUCCAAUCCAUGUCUCAGGCCGAUUCAGAAGACAACGACGACGACGACGAUGGCUUCAUUCUCCAAUCCGACGUCCUGCCCACCAGAAAACGAAAGCGAUCUUUGAGAUCCGCAAGUCGUCCCAUCAACUACGCCGAUGAUGGUGAGGAUGAGCUUCAAUACGACAACUCGAGGCCUCGCACGUCACGCCCCAUGGGCCAGGGAGUCCGCCAGUCGGGUCGAUCGACACGUCACCAAGGCGACAUGCAGGAUCCAGGUGUUAACGACAUCUAUAGAUCAGAGUCGGAACCACGUCCUGUCGCCCCUCCCAAGCCUGUCGGAGCUCGUGAAUCUUUCAGGGACCUCCCACGCUCAGACCCUUUCCGCGCCCGUCACAUCCAACACUGCGACUCAUGUCAGAACGGCACUAACUUUGCACCUCUGAUCUACUGUCAAGGUUGUGUCUAUGCCUACCACAAGAGCUGCAUCGGUCACCGCGGAUCUAGGGAGCAUCUGGUCACCAAAGUUGGUAAGAACGACUUUGUUCUCCAGUGCCGCCGCUGUGUCGCCUAUCCGAUGAAGAAGGAUCAUACAGCUCCAGACCAUGGAAGGUGCUCUGACUGUAAGGAGCAUGGCUCAUCAUGUGUUCCUUUCAGGGAGCGCAAGACCCCUCAACAGGAACAAAAGGACCGCGAAGAGAACAAUGGUGAGGACCCGAUCUGUCCUGUUCCGCAAAAUCUCAUCAACAACCCCGAUAAUGUCAUGUUCCGCUGCACUGCCUGCUCCAGAGGCUUCCACUUCGAGCACAUGCCGCCGAAGUCGGACAGCCUGAUGGACCUCGACAGCGACGAUGUAGCCGCUCAGCGACUUCAAGAGUACAGCCAGGACUGGAGAUGCAAAGAGUGUCUUGAUUGUCCAGGAAAGGUCGGGUCACUUGUGGCGUGGAAGCCGAUCGAUGAAGACAACUACGACCCUAGCUUGGGCUACGACAGAAUUCCUGAAGAUGAAAAGGCUUACCUCGUGCGUUGGGAUAGUAAGUCGUACUUCCAGGCUGCAUGGAUGCCUGGACCUUGGGUCUGGGGUGCCACCGCUGGCGCCAUGCGCAAAGCCUUUGCGAAGCGUGACGAGGCACGUCAACCCAAGAUGCGCACUGAAGACGCGAUUCCCGAGGACUUCCUUCGCAUCGACAUUGUGCUUGAUGUCAAAUACACCAGUAUUGUUGACAUCUCGACUGAAGAGAUCGACAAGGCACGUAUUCGUGAAGUCGACGUCGCUCUGGUCAAGUACAAGGGCCUUGGGUAUGAAGAUGUUGUUUGGGAGAAGCCCCCUACUCCUGAUGAUGUUGAUCGCUGGACUGAUUUCGUCGUCGCUUAUAACGAUUGGGUGCUUGGCAGAUAUGUGAAGCAGCCCAAACCACCGCAGCUCAAGACUCGCCUCGAGAAGGCGAGAUCUCUUGACUUUGCGCAAAAGCUUGAGAAGAAGAAGCAGCCUAACAACAUCACUGGAGGAGAGCUUAUGAAUUACCAGAUGGAGGGUCUCAAUUGGCUCUACUACAAAUGGUACACACACAAAAACGCCAUUCUGGCUGACGAGAUGGGUCUAGGAAAGACGAUCCAGAUCAUCGCUUUCCUCGCCACUCUAGUUCAAGACUGGAAUUGCUUUCCCUUCUUGGUUGUGGUACCCAACUCCACUUGUGCCAAUUGGCGUCGUGAAGUCAAGCAAUGGGCUCCUUCCUUGAGAGUCGUCGCAUACUUCGGAAGCAAGGAAGCUCGCGACUUGACCUACCGCUACGAACUAUUUGCUCGCGAUAGCAGAGAGCUCAGAUGUCAUAUUGUCGUGACUUCCUACGACUGCGCUGCUGAUGACAGUGCUCGAAAGUUCUUCAAGUCCAUUCCUUGGCAAGCACUCAUCGUCGACGAAGGACAGCGUUUGAAGAGCGACAAGUCCCAGCUAUACUCAGCGCUGGCAUCUUUGAAAGCACCUUUCAAGGUUCUCCUGACUGGUACGCCUCUGCAGAACAGCGCACGUGAGUUGUUCAAUCUUCUGCAGUUCCUCGACGACACCUUCGAUGCCAGUCAGCUGGAAGAGAAGUUCCAGAAUCUUGACACAGCCAAGAUUCAGGAGUUGCACGGUAUUAUUCGCCCCUUCUUCCUGCGUCGCACAAAAGCUCAGGUCUUGACCUUCCUUCCACCGAUGGCCCAAGUAAUCGUACCGGUCUCUAUGUCUACCGUCCAGAAGAAGCUUUACAAGAACAUUCUCGCAAAGAAUCCAGACCUCAUGCGCGCUAUCUUCCAGGGAGCUAAGGAACUUAGACCCACAGAACGCGCUAACUUGAACAACAUCCUUAUGCAGCUGCGCAAAUGCCUUUGCCAUCCUUUCGUGUACAGCACCGAGAUCGAAGAGAGAAACGUGUCUCAAGCUGCCAGCCAUCGUAACCUCGUCGAUGCUAGUGGAAAGUUGCAAUUGCUCGAGAUACUCCUUCCCAAGCUCAAGGAGCGUGGUCACCGCGUGCUGAUCUUCAGUCAGUUCCUUGAUAUGCUCACUAUGGUGGAGGACUUCCUUGAUGGCCUUGAGAUGCGCUGCCAGCGUCUCGAUGGAACUAUCAGCAGUCUGGAAAAGCAAAAACGUAUUGAUGAGUUCAAUGCACCUGACUCUGCCUUGUUUGCUUUCUUGCUUUCCACUCGUGCCGGAGGUGUCGGUAUCAACUUGGCGACAGCAGAUACUGUCAUCAUCUUGGAUCCUGAUUUCAACCCUCACCAAGAUAUUCAAGCACUGAGUCGAGCUCAUCGUAUCGGUCAGAAGAAGAAGGUCUCAUGCUUCCAGAUCGUCACUCGUGCCAGUGCUGAAGAGAAGAUCAUGUCCUACGGUAGACGCAAGAUGGCACUGGAUCACGUCCUGAUCGAACAGAUGGACGCAGACGAUGCUACAGAUCGCGACCUCGAAGGUAUCCUUCGCCACGGUACCAAGGAGUUAUUCGAUGACGAUGGAGAGAAAGACAUCAAGUACGACUCAGCCGCGAUCGAUAGGUUGCUCGAAGUUAGCAACGUCGAGCAUACAAAGGCUGGUGAAGACAAAUCGGCAGAAUCCACCUUUUCAUUCGCUAGGAUUUGGGCCAACAACGAGCUCGAAGAUACAGCUGUCGAAGGACCAGAAGCAGCAGAGGUGGCUCCUGAUCGCGACGUAUGGGACAAGAUUCUUAAGGAACGCGAAAGAAUUGCGGCAGUCGAAGCGGCGGCCGCUGAGCAGGCAUUCGGACGUGGUCGCCGAACCAAAGCAACGGUUGAUUAUGGCGAUGGUACUAACCAAGACGGUCCCGAGGCCGUCAUGGGUCCUAAGGAUGCUGAUAACGGCUCUCCUAUCCGCCCCUCCAAACGAGCUCAAGUAGAUGAUGAUUACGACACAGACUUCCGAGACGAUAGUGACGAUGAGAGCGUCGCAGCAGAAGAGCCUGAAGACAUCGUCGACCCGACAGAGCUGCAGGCUCCUGAUCAAGCAAAGACCACUUCCAAGCUGAUCAGACCGACUGCCCCGCCAUUGUUUCGUCGCGUCGAGAUACCCAAUUACCGCAAUUACGACCCUGAGUUCACAAUCCCAGCCUCGAACGGCAACCCACCGCGACAGCCUCAAAUGGCGUCAUGCGUAGCAUGUCAACACAUUCACCCCCUAGGUAGCUGUCCUCUCAAGCUUGCGGGCGUCGAACACUGCGGACUCUGCGGUCUCGCACACUAUGGCUUCUCUCGCAUCUGUCCACACAUCAAUUCAGAGACUCAAGUACGCGAGAUGAUCCAAGCUGUCAAGUCAUCUUCAGAAGCUGGACACUUGAAGGCAGAAACUAUGAAAUACCUUACUGGAUUGAAGGGUACUUUAGUGCAGAAGAAGAAAAAGGAGGCCGAGAGGAAAGCUGCUCUGGCGAAUGGAAGUGCGAAUCCGAAUUUGCUGCCUAGUCAACCACAACAGACUCAGGCGCAGCAACAGGUGCAUAAUGGCACACCCUUCCACAUGCUCUGAAUAUAGAGCGGACAUGUACAGGAAAGUAAAUGACCUUUAUCACAUACCCCUUAAUGCAAUGACUU
Messenger RNA from Aureobasidium pullulans EXF-150, 4974 nucleotides. RefSeq lists its product as uncharacterized. The transcript has 4 exons. The record is from RefSeq and is a predicted model, not a curated record. The coding region runs from base 170 to 4909 and encodes 1579 amino acids. Gene Ontology annotation, biological process: negative regulation of transcription by RNA polymerase II; chromatin remodeling. Gene Ontology annotation, cellular component: chromatin; nucleus. Gene Ontology annotation, molecular function: DNA binding; ATP hydrolysis activity; ATP binding. Lineage: Eukaryota; Fungi; Ascomycota; Dothideomycetes; Dothideales; Saccotheciaceae.